GGAAUAAAAGUGUAAAAAUUUUCGUAUAUCAAAAUUUUCAAUAAAAACAACUGGCGGAAAGUGUCCUCGUAACAAAACUUUAGUAUAUCUUUUAAAAAAUCUAAUUUUUAGUCAUGGAUCCUAUGCUAAUUGUUUCCCCAAAGGACAAACUCCGUUUCUCAAAAACGGGUGAACGUGAAUGUCUUUUGCAUCUUAAAAAUUCGGUUAAUACUCCAAUUACAUAUAAGGUUCAGACCUCAUCACCAAUGAAAUUCCGUGUCAGACCACGUUUUGGUGUUUUGCAACAAGGCGAAUCAGUAAAUGUUGCCAUUGUUCUAAAAAAUCACGUAAAACUUAAAGAAGGAUUCGAAAAAGAUAAGUUCCUCAUAAGUGCUCUACCAGCUCCUCCUGAUUUGAAUGGACCGGAAGUCAUGGAAAUGUUUUGGAAACAAGUUCCUUCAAAGUCUUACAAAAUUGAACAACAUCGCGUAUCCUGUGUAUAUGAUGUAUUAAAAGCGCCGGUGGAAUGUUUAUGUUGUCAAAGGUCAAAGGUAGAUAAAAUAAUUAAGUGUUCAAAAAAUUAACGUUUAUGUGACAUA
Messenger RNA from Teleopsis dalmanni, 578 nucleotides. RefSeq names its product motile sperm domain-containing protein 2-like. The coding region runs from base 114 to 563 and encodes 149 amino acids. The transcript has 2 exons. Lineage: Eukaryota; Metazoa; Arthropoda; Insecta; Diptera; Diopsidae. Gene Ontology annotation, molecular function: FFAT motif binding. Gene Ontology annotation, cellular component: endoplasmic reticulum membrane; plasma membrane. Gene Ontology annotation, biological process: endoplasmic reticulum membrane organization. The record is from RefSeq and is a predicted model, not a curated record.